Aspergillus japonicus CBS 114.51 is the source of this 1471-nucleotide messenger RNA. RefSeq names its product phosphatidylserine decarboxylase family protein. Gene Ontology annotation, molecular function: phosphatidylserine decarboxylase activity. NCBI's taxonomy places the organism in Eukaryota, Fungi, Ascomycota, Eurotiomycetes, Eurotiales, Aspergillaceae. Gene Ontology annotation, biological process: phosphatidylethanolamine biosynthetic process. Gene Ontology annotation, cellular component: mitochondrion. The coding region runs from base 64 to 1350 and encodes 428 amino acids. The record is from RefSeq and is a predicted model, not a curated record. The transcript has a single exon.
CCUCAUUACCACAAAUAAUCCAGCCCAGCCUCUAAUCCUCUAUGUCUUAGUGUCGGAAAAUGGAUGCCCUCCACCCUGGACGAGCAUCAUGAAUGGGUCGGAGGUGUUAUCGCCCACGUCGACCGCAACAAGCCUGAAGAGCUUCACCCGGUCCUAAAAGAAUUCCAAGAACUUAUCGAGUCCAACACGAGGGUCUACUUGCUCAUGGCCGCCAUGUUCGGCGAAAUCCCGCGCAACCGGACCUACGCGACGGACCCGACCGGCUGCCCACAGCUACGCGACUACAAGCACAUGCUGGAAGUUCUCAACCAUCUCAUCACUACUGCCCCCUCCUGGAACGACUUCUCCCACCGCGUGGGCCUUGUCGGACUGCCCAUCAAUGCUAUUCUUGACUGGCCUAUGGGUACCCCCUCCGGUUACGCCGCCUUCCUAGACCCCGAUGUCAACCGAAUGCUUAAGAAAGUCCUCAACGCCUGGGGUGAAUUCCUCAAGUCCCCGGAGUCUGCAUCCGUCCUCGACGACUCCGCGAACGGCUGGUUUGGCGAGACGGGGAAGUCCGACUUGGUUGAGGUGGCCAAUCUGGGCGGCAAGACCGACCACACAUUCGAAGAGAUGUUCAUUUGCGACCCCUCCGCUCCUCACCACGGCUACAAAUCCUGGGACGAUUUUUUCACGCGCCUUUUCCGGGAGGGAAUUCGGCCGGUUGCUGGUCCCGAUGACGACAAGAUUAUCGCCAAUGCCUGCGAGUCCAAGCCUUACAAGGUCGCGUACAAUGUCAAAGCCCGCGACACCUUCUGGAUCAAGCACCAACCUUACUCGAUCAACGACAUGCUUGCCCUCGAUCCCCUGGCGGAGCAAUUCAACGGCGGCACCGUCUACCAGGCUUUCCUUAGCGCACUGAGCUACCACCGCUGGCACAGCCCCGUCUCCGGCAAGAUCGUCAAGGCCUACGUCGUGGACGGCACGUACUACUCUGAGCCCUUGUUCGAGGGCAUUGGCGAUCCGAACCCCACCGAGAAGCACAAGCACGGUAUUGAUGCCUGCGGUGAGGUCACCUCGCAGGGCUUCCUGACGGCCACUGCCACCCGCGCCAUCAUGUUCAUCGAGUGCGACAACCCAGAUAUCGGCCUUAUGGCCUUCUUGGGUGUGGGCAUGUGCGAGGUGUCGACCUGUGACAUCACCGUCAAGGAGGGCCAGCAUGUCAACAAAGGUGAUGAACUCGGCAUGUUCCACUUCGGUGGCUCGACGCAUUGUCUACUUUUCCGGAAGGGCGUCAAUGUUCAGGGCUUCCCCUCGACUCACACGGAUCAGAAUGUGCCUGUCAGAAGCCAGGUGGCUUACGUUGCUUAAUUUUCCCGGCUUCUGAAACCAAUACGCAUGGAGCCUCUGAUUAGCAAGACGUGUACAUACUUGUGAUGUUAAUGAGCGAUGCUUUACGAUACAUAUGAGGAAUUAAAGUACAUAUUUCGGA